AACCAAUUGCACCACGACCGGAUGGAAGAGCCCAGCUGACACAACCAAGACGAGUCUCAGUGUCUAGGGAAGCUUGGGGUUCUGCUCCUUUUACUUCAGGCGAACCUGAACUCAGUUAAUGCAAUUUUGAAGCAUGCCCUGAAUAGAUUCAGUCAUUAUCAAGUCAAACUAAAAACGGUGAAAGGUUGCGACUAUUACCAAAUAGGAAAAAUCUGAAGACAUAAGAACUACACAUGAGGAAUAUGUCAUUUAGCACUUUCACUUUUUGAUCUCCACAGAAGACAAUGAGAAGUCAUACCAUAACAAUGACGACAACUUCAGUCAGCAGCUGGCCUUACUCCUCCCACAGAAUGCGCUUUAUAACCAAUCAUAGCGACCAACCGCCACAAAACUUCUCAGCAACACCAAAUGUUACUACCUGUCCCAUGGAUGAAAAAUUGCUAUCUACUGUGUUAACCACAUCCUACUCUGUUAUUUUCAUCGUGGGACUGGUUGGGAACAUAAUCGCCCUCUAUGUAUUUCUGGGUAUUCACCGUAAAAGAAAUUCCAUUCAAAUUUAUCUACUUAACGUAGCCAUUGCAGACCUCCUACUCAUCUUCUGCCUCCCUUUCCGAAUAAUGUAUCAUAUUAACCAAAACAAGUGGACACUAGGUGUGAUUCUGUGCAAGGUUGUGGGAACACUGUUUUAUAUGAACAUGUACAUUAGCAUUAUUUUGCUUGGAUUCAUCAGUUUGGAUCGCUAUAUAAAAAUUAAUCGGUCUAUACAGCAACGGAAGGCAAUAACAACCAAACAAAGUAUUUAUGUCUGUUGUAUAGUAUGGAUGCUUGCUCUUGGUGGAUUCCUAACUAUGAUUAUUUUAACACUUAAGAAAGGAGGGCAUAAUUCCACAAUGUGUUUCCAUUACAGAGAUAAGCAUAACGCAAAAGGAGAAGCCAUUUUUAACUUCAUUCUUGUGGUAAUGUUCUGGCUAAUUUUCUUACUAAUAAUCCUUUCAUAUAUUAAGAUUGGGAAGAAUCUAUUGAGGAUUUCUAAAAGGAGGUCAAAAUUUCCUAAUUCUGGUAAAUAUGCCACUACAGCUCGUAACUCCUUUAUUGUACUUAUCAUUUUUACUAUAUGUUUUGUUCCCUAUCAUGCCUUUCGAUUCAUCUACAUUUCUUCACAGCUAAAUGUAUCAUCUUGCUACUGGAAAGAAAUUGUUCACAAAACCAAUGAGAUCAUGCUGGUUCUCUCAUCUUUCAAUAGUUGCUUAGAUCCAGUCAUGUAUUUCCUGAUGUCCAGUAACAUUCGCAAAAUAAUGUGCCAACUUCUUUUUAGACGAUUUCAAGGUGAACCAAGUAGGAGUGAAAGCACUUCAGAAUUUAAACCAGGAUACUCCCUGCAUGAUACAUCUGUGGCAGUGAAAAUACAGUCUAGUUCUAAAAGUACUUGAGGUAAACAUACUAAAAUGAAUUAUAUAAUGCAGCCUCUUAAUUCUUUGAAGAACUAAAAAAUUAGGAAACAAAGUUCUAGCAUUUACAAAACUCAGAUCUCAAAGCUCUGCUUGUAUUUGUGAUAUUUCAUUUGCUUAACUGUAAACCAUUUCAAGGUACUAACUUUUAAAUCUGUAUGUAAAAUCUUUUCAAAAUACAUUUUUAAGCUAAUACUCUUAACAUAGAUUAUGAAGUUAAGUGAAAUUUAUGGCUCUAACAGCAAAAUAAUUAAAGUGCCAUAGUUUCUCAAGUGACUAAAGUAGUUAUUAAAAUCAAGCACUUGAUACUAAUUUGAAGUGUGUUUAAAAGUAAAUGAUUUGGGAACUGACAAUGUGUCAGAAAAUAUAUGUUCAUUUAUCAUUUUAAAAUCUUGUAUAAUUUGCCACUGUAUUCAUUUAUGCCUAAAUCUCUAUAACAGAUGAAAAGAUAAUUAAUAAAAUCCUAAUUAAAAAAUGA
This is a messenger RNA of Homo sapiens (human), 1926 nucleotides long. RefSeq names its product G protein-coupled receptor 34 (gene GPR34). Bases 285 to 1430 code for a protein of 381 amino acids. Gene Ontology annotation, cellular component: plasma membrane; membrane. The record is from RefSeq and is marked validated. Gene Ontology annotation, molecular function: G protein-coupled receptor activity. The transcript has 3 exons. Lineage: Eukaryota; Metazoa; Chordata; Mammalia; Primates; Hominidae. Gene Ontology annotation, biological process: G protein-coupled purinergic nucleotide receptor signaling pathway; G protein-coupled receptor signaling pathway.